This is a messenger RNA of Gaeumannomyces tritici R3-111a-1, 2406 nucleotides long. Its product is annotated as uridine kinase. The transcript has 10 exons. The record is from RefSeq and is a predicted model, not a curated record. Gene Ontology annotation, molecular function: kinase activity; ATP binding. The coding region runs from base 531 to 1895 and encodes 454 amino acids. Gene Ontology annotation, cellular component: cytoplasm. NCBI's taxonomy places the organism in Eukaryota, Fungi, Ascomycota, Sordariomycetes, Magnaporthales, Magnaporthaceae.
GUGGUGGGAUAUGCCCCACGCUCAACUCGUCCAAACCACCCAACAUGCAGGCACGUGAGCCACGACCUGAAGCUGAGGAGUGUAAACUCAAGGCGGCCGUCACCAACGCUGACGGGAGGACGUGUCCGCAGGUGAUAAGCGGUCUUGGUCUGAAAGGUCCUACAUGGACACGAUUGCGAACCCGGCGGCCUGUUGAUGGUUAGACCACCGAGCAUUCCUUGGAGCAUUUGGGGUACGAGACAGCCACGCUGAAGCGGGCACUUUUGGCUCAUGCUGCGGGCUGUCCGACACUUUUCUCCCCCACCUCCACAGCCAGCGCUCACCUUGUCCCUCGUGCCGCGUGCCAAGUCGCUCAGCCUUCGCAUAACCUACCUACCUACCUAUCUAUCUGAAUUGCAUAUCCUCUCGUCGCUUCUUCAUCGCCGUAUGUGCUCUGACUCUGUCCUGAAUUAUUCGUCCCGUCCUCCUCCUUGCUCUGGACACGACCGACCCCCGCUAGGACACCCAGCGCCGGCCCGCCGUCGCCCAACAUGGAGGACACCGCGGCGACCAAUUCCACCAUCAAGACUCGGCACCACUACGCGCCGCCAUGGGCCGACGUGAGCAUUAUCGGGAUUGCGGGCAGCUCGGGCUCGGGCAAGUCGAGCGUGUCGGAUGCGAUUGUCAAGAAGCUGAACCUGCCCUGGGUUGUGAUCCUGUCCAUGGAUUCCUACUACAAGACGCCGAGCGAAGAGGCCCUGAAGAAGGCGUUCGCAAACGAGUACGACUUUGACGCUCCCGAUGCGAUUGAUUUCGAUGCUCUUGUCCACUCUCUACGUGAUCUCAAGGCCGGUAAACGGGCAGAAAUACCCGUCUACUCCUUCCAGCAACACCGGCGACUCGAACAGACCACGCCGAUAUACUCCCCUCAUGUUCUGAUCUUGGAAGGCAUCUUCGCACUGUACGACCCCAGGGUUCUGGAGCUGAUGGAUAUGAAGGUAUUCUGCGAGGAAGACGCAGAUGUUUGCCUCAGUCGACGAGUUAUCCGGGACGUCAGGGAUCGAGGCAGAGAUGUCGAGGGAAUUCUCAAGCAGUGGCUGAGCUUCGUGAAGCCCAACUUUGAGAAGUUUGUCGAUCCGCAACGUAAAGUGGCAGACAUCAUUCUUCCAAGAGGCAUCGAGAACACAGUCGCCAUCACCGUGGUGGUCCAGUAUGUCGAGCAGAAGCUCUUGGAGAAAUCCAAGCAGCACCGCGCUGCCCUGACUAGACUCGAGCUCGAGUCCCAAGCGUCACCACUCUCAGACAGAGUUGUGUUUCUCGAACAGACUCCGCAGAUGCGUGGCAUGGACACCAUCCUGCACGACAUCGAUACACCGAGCGAGGAGUUCAUCUUCUACUUUGACCGCAUAUCGACUCUGCUGAUCGAGCGCGCCCUCGAAAACGUCAUGUUCCAAGAGGCCAGCGUCACCACGCCGCAGGGCCACACGUACCGGGGCCUCCGGGCGCGGGGCGACGUGAGCGCCAUCGUGCUGGAGCGCGGCGGCGCGGCGCUCGAGACGGGCCUGAAGCGCGUCAUCCCGGACUGCCGGAUGGGCCACGUCGUCAUCGAGUCCAACGUGCGCACGGGGGAGCCCGAGCUCAAGUACCAGAAGCUGCCGCGCGACAUCGACUCGCGCUGCAGCAACGUGCUGCUGCUCGACGCCCACAUGUCGUCGGGCGGCUCCGCCCUCAUGGCCGUCCAGGUCCUGCUCGACCACGGCGUGCCCCAGGACCGCAUCGUGCUCGCCACCUACUCGGCCGGCCGCAUGGGCCUGCACCGCCUGACGACCGUGUUCCCCGACAUCACCGUGGUCGUGUGCAAGCUAGUGAAUGACAUUGAGGAGAGGUGGAUCGAGAAGAGGUAUUUCAGGUGCUGAAGGGCAGCUGUGGAAACUUCCGGGGGCAAAUGCGUAGCCAAUGGUAUUUCUAAGAAUGACCUCUCAUGAGCAAGGGGCACAGGACGCGAAAUUGCAACGCUCGGGGGACCAGAAAGUGAUGGUAAAAGUACAGGUAGGACUCUGGCUCUAGCAUACGGAUAGCACAGGUCUCUUUCUAGGUUCCUGAGUCUCCGAUCUUAGUCAUUCCACCAUCUCGAAAAGCUUCUCUGAGCGGCUUGGAUGGCGGCCAUCCACGUUCUCAUGAUAUGUGUAACAUUAGUAGGCCAUCAGGUCUGUUUGAUUGGUUAGCCAAUGCUCUCGAAGCACGCAUUUCGUAAAGACUGAUUCUGCGGCACUCAGAAAACUUACCACGGCCAAACAGGCCACGCUUGAGCCAGUCCAUGGCCAAGAGCAGUCGGGUCCGGAAACUGACACUUUGGGAAAAGUAUAUACUGCGCCACGCGUACAUAGCCCAGACCCCGCCCGCGAGGCUCCAACCGUCGCCCAAAUC